GUUGGCGCUGAUUGUUUUCAGAUCGUACCCAUUAAACAAACAAAAAACGUUGAAAAAUAAUAUAAUUAAAAUAAAAUAAGAAAUGUAUGUGGGUUUUUAUACGUUUUUCCAAGUACCCGCAUUUUCCUGAUUGAAAACAGACAUUUCUGUGGAACUGCACGGCAAUGGUUGCAAGUACUACAUUGUGUUUACUGCCCGAAAAGAUCUAGUUAUAAGUUAGAACAAGAUUCAGCAAAAUUGUUACUACACCACGACACACGUCAUAACACGUGACGAAGCUUUUUCACUGGAAAUCAUUCUGUGUAGUGCAAAGCAGUCACAGGAUUUGUUUCAAUUUUGAAGAGUUCUUCCUCCCCAGUAAGGGCAAACUUGUUAAGCAGACAUAUGAGCAUAUGUCAGUUCUAGACAAGAACCCGGCACGGUACUCCGGUUGAAACAUUCCCAAAAACCUUGAAACCACGUCCUCAGUGACUGCAUUAAAGUUUAAUGUAAAAAAGGGCCUAUGAUGAGAUACUUGGCGGGAUAAACAUAUGCUACCCAUAUUUCGCAACUACCCUAAAAAAUAUAGACUCGUAACGUUUUCCACGACAAUGGAUUCCGUUAAUCUUUCAUCCUUUAACGACAGGCGUGCCAGCCAAGCUAGUAAUAACAUCAACCCAACCGAAACAAAUGUGCCAAAAUCUUUCGAAUCAUCUUCGAAUGACAGAGAAGGCCAACUUAAUCUAGCUUUCGUUAAUGAGGACGACAUCGCCCCUGAGAAUGAGACGUAUGAAAAAUUAAUUGAUGUCCCAGAACUGGGAAAGGGAUCAUUCAGCUUUCGUACAUUGUGGGCUUUCACCGGGCCAGGUUUCUUGAUGAGCAUCGCUUACUUAGACCCUGGUAACAUCGAGUCAGAUUUGCAGUCUGGAGUUGUGGCUGGCUAUAAAUUACUAUGGGUGCUGAUGACAGCCACAAUUAUGGGACUGCUGGUGCAAAGGUUAGCUAUCCGAUUGGGCAUGGUUACAGGCCUACAUCUAGCCGAGAUGUGCUACAAGCAAUACCCAAGAACACCACGCAUCAUAUUAUGGAUUAUGACGGAAAUUGCAAUUAUUGGGUCUGAUAUUCAAGAAGUAAUUGGAACUGCACUUGCGAUUUACAUUCUUUCUGACCAGGCAGUUCCCAUUUGGGGUGGUGUGCUUAUUACAGUUUUUGACACUUUCACUUUCUUACUCCUUGACAAAUAUGGGUUGCGCAAAUUGGAAUUUUUAUUUGGAUUUCUCAUUACCGUAAUGGCCGUUACAUUCGGAUACGAAUAUAUUCACGAUCCGCCACCACAAAUCGAAGUGAUCAAAGGCCUCUUCGUUCCAGGUUGUGCGGGAUGCGGACCUGAAGGUGUGCUUCGAGCUGUUGGGAUAGUUGGUGCUGUCAUUAUGCCUCAUAAUCUAUUUCUCCAUUCUGCUCUGGUCAAAUCUCGCAAAGUCAACCGAAGUGAUAAGCAUUCUGUCCAACAAGCCAACAUGUACUACUUUAUUGAGUCAUGUAUAGCUCUGCUGGUUUCAUUGAUUAUAAAUAUUUUUGUCGUCUGCGUGUUCGCCUACGGACUCUUUGGCAAGACCAAUCAAGAUGUGCAAAAUUUAUGUGCUAACAGCACGUCCUCUUCCUCGGCAGGAGAAAUCGAAGAAUUUUUUCCGGCCAAUAACGAAACCGUCGAUGCUGAUAUUUACCGUGCUGGACUCUUUUUGGGCUGCAAAUACGGUGACGCUGCCAGAUACAUUUGGGCUGUUGGAAUUCUAGCCGCUGGCCAAUCUUCUACUAUGACGGGGACUUACAGUGGCCAGUUUGUAAUGGAGGGGUUCUUAAAUUUACAUUGGGCCCGUUGGAAACGUGUUUUGCUUACGCGGACGAUAGCCAUCUCCCCAACCCUUUUUUUGGCUAUUUUUGCCGACAUUCAACAGUUGACUGGUUUAAACGACUACCUCAAUGCCGUUAUGAGUUUACAACUACCUUUUGCCUUGAUUCCAACUUUAACUUUCACAAGUUCUUCAAAGAUAAUGGGCCAAUUCGUGAAUGGAAUGUUCCUCAUCCAUUCUAGAUUCAACAAAACUAUCUUAACUAUACUAGCGGUUGUUGUAGUCAGCAUCAAUCUGUUUUUCGUGGUUGUUACCAUCAAAGACGCUCUGCCCCCGCACUGGGCGAUCUACACUGCCUUUGGAAUAGGAGGGGUGCUUUAUUUGAGCUUAGUUGGAUAUCUAUGUCUUCACUUGAUUGAGGCCUUUGGUGGGCGUUGCUGUGCUUCUUUACCGUAUGAGAAAAUGACGGUUUACAAGGCACUUGGCGAUGAAACGGAACCGUUUGCAUCUAACAUUUUACAACGCCCCAUAAACUCUGACAACUAGCAUGCUAAAAGCAAUCAGGUUUCAAUAUCUGGCAUAGGAUUGACUGUAAGAAAAACUUAGGCUGGACUCCAUCCAUGCAUUACUGAAAUAAUCUUGGGUUUUCUUCUGUAAAGACAAGACAGAAAACAAUUAUAAAUGAGCAUUAAGUUAGCUUCAUUAAACCAUACAAACUAAAAAUUAUUACUUAUUAGAAGAAAAACUUAAACCCAGCUCACGUUUCCUACCUUUUGGCACGAAAAGCUAUUCCGAGUGAAUUGGGAAUUAAGCCUGUUGGUAUUUAUGUUCUUUGAGAUGUCUUACAAUUGUAACGUGGUGAAACCCACGUUUAACGGGA
Daphnia magna is the source of this 2709-nucleotide messenger RNA. Its product is annotated as natural resistance-associated macrophage protein 2. The transcript is spliced from 17 exons. The record is from RefSeq and is a predicted model, not a curated record. Gene Ontology annotation, cellular component: apical plasma membrane. NCBI's taxonomy places the organism in Eukaryota, Metazoa, Arthropoda, Branchiopoda, Diplostraca, Daphniidae. Bases 531 to 2375 code for a protein of 614 amino acids. Gene Ontology annotation, biological process: response to manganese ion; manganese ion homeostasis; metal ion transport. Gene Ontology annotation, molecular function: manganese ion transmembrane transporter activity; iron ion transmembrane transporter activity; cadmium ion transmembrane transporter activity.